Molecule: messenger RNA, 5493 nt
Organism: Protopterus annectens (West African lungfish)
Lineage: Eukaryota; Metazoa; Chordata; Ceratodontiformes; Protopteridae
Gene: CARMIL1
Product: capping protein regulator and myosin 1 linker 1
Exons: 40
Coding region: 418-4647 (1409 amino acids)
Biological process (GO): cell migration; regulation of Arp2/3 complex-mediated actin nucleation
Cellular component (GO): plasma membrane; lamellipodium
Molecular function (GO): protein binding
Source: RefSeq, a predicted model, not a curated record
UAUUAAAUGGGAAUGAAUUUAAUUGAGGGUGUGAGAGUCUUCCGGCUUGUAGUUCUCGCGAGGUAAAAUUUGAUGGGUUUGUUGUAACCCCCCUCCCUUCCGUUUGCAGUUAUUUUCCCUCCCUCCUCCAGUACCUAGUGUAUCCAGCUGCAGGAGAUCUGGAGGUAGCUUUUGGUGUUGAAUUCUUAGUUCAAUUAGUAAUCUGUAAGUGGUGGUCAAGACUGACUUUUGCUAGUUAAGCGAGGCACAUCUGCCUAAGGCUGCACUAAGGGGGAGCUGUUUCUUGUGUAAAUAUAACGUCGUUUGGUGGGAUUAAAGAAGACAUGUAGUUAAGCAUCUUUCCGUGCCACAAAUCAUCAUUCAUUUUUUGCACUCUGUGGUUACACAUACAAGAAAACAAACGAGGGAAAGUCGCUUAUGAUGACUGAAGAAACAUCCGACGUUCCCAAGGAACUAAUAGACAGCGUCAGGGAUGCGCUUGGCAGAAAGAUUAAAAUAGCGGUGAAGAAACGAAUACGGUUAGAAAUCAAAGGUGAUAAAGUGGAGAACAAAGUUUUGGUGCUUGCAUCAUGUCGUGCCUUUCUGUUGACAGCCCGGAUCCCCACAAAGCUCGAAGUGUCUUUCAGCUACUUAGAAAUUCAGUCAGUCAGUUCCUGCAAACCUGGUCAGCUGACUAUUGAUACUGAGAAAUACAGCUUUUCCAUGAAGAUGGCCACUUCAGAAGAUGUCAAUGAAGUUGUGGCACACAUAGGAACAUGUCUCAGGAAGAUAGUACCAGGCUUGUCUCCACUUAAGGUAAUGAAAAAAGUGACGAUGGAGCCAGCAGAACGCUUGACAAACCUACAGGCCUUGUGGGAGAGUCAGACAGUGACGGAACCCGGACCUUGUGGGGGUUUUUCCCAGAUGUACGCCUGUGUUUGUGAUUGCCUUGGAUUCCCCUAUAGGGAAGAAGUCCAGUGGGAUGUGGACACAAUUUACCUAACACAGGAUACCAGGGAAUUGAAUUUACAAGACUUCAGUCAUCUAGAUCACAGGGACCUAAUACCCAUAGUAGCAGCUCUGGAGUAUAAUCAGUGGUUCACAAAGCUAUCGACGAAGGAUCUUAAACUGUCUAGUGAUGUUUGUGAUCAGAUCCUAAAGGUGGUCAGCCGGUCUAGUCGUUUGGAAGAACUGGUGCUAGACAAUGCAGGCCUUAGAAUGGAUUUUGCACAAAAACUUGCCAACGCCCUCUCCCAUAAUCCCAGCUCUGCACUUCAAGUCAUCAACCUUGCCAAUAACCCACUUGAAGACAGAGGUGUGUCAUACAUGAGUGCCCAGUUUGCCAAACUUUCAAAAGGACUGAAGCAGCUAAAUUUGUCUAAAACAUCCUUAACAUCUAAAGGUGUUAACAGUCUUGCUCAGUCACUGAGUGCCAACCAACUGAUACCGAGCACCCUUACUCAUCUUGACCUCUCAGGGAAUGUUCUUCGAGGUGAUGACUCCUCCGCUUUAUAUAACUUUUUAUCACAGCCAAAUGCCAUUAUUCACCUGGAUUUGUCAAAUACAGACUGCUCGGUAGACACGGUAUGUGGCGCACUUUGCCGGGGCUGCAUCCAGAAUCUCCGAACACUCAACCUUUCCAGGAAUGUUUUCAGUUACAGGAAAGGAAAGGAAGUUCCGCCCUCUUUAAAAAUGUUCUUCAGCAGCGCACAGGCUUUGGCACACGCUAACAUGUCAGGCACCAAACUUGCUCCUGAGACACUGAAAGCACUUUUACUGGGCCUUGCCUGUAAUCAGCAACUGAAAGAGGUAUCUGUGGACCUCAGCAGCUGCGAGAUUGGUCAUUGUUUAAGGUCUGCUGGUGGUCAGAUUUUAGAAGGCUGCAUAGCGGAAAUUCAUAAUAUUUCAAGCCUGGACAUUUCAGACAAUGGUUUAGAGGCUGACCUUGCAACCCUCAUUGUCUGGCUUAGCAAAAAUAGGUCAAUAAGACACUUGGCAUUAGGCAAGAACUUCAACAAUAUUAAAUCUAAAAACCUGGCACCGGUGCUUGAUAAUUUGGUACAUAUGAUACAAGACGAGGAUUCACCCUUGCAGUCAUUGUCUCUGGCAGACUCUAAACUGAAGACAGACCUGACAAUAAUUCUCAAUGCAUUGGGCAGCAACACAUCACUGACUAAACUGGACAUUAGCGGAAAUGGAAUGGGAGAUAUGGGAGCCAAGAUGCUUGCAAAGGCUCUGCAAAUCAACACCAAGCUGAGGACUGUGAUCUGGGACAAGAAUAAUAUUUCUGCACAAGGCUUUCAGGAUAUUGCAGUUGCUCUUGAAAAGAAUUACACACUGAGAUUUAUGCCCAUCCCUAUAAAUGAUGCAUCUCAAGCUUUGAAAACAAAUCCAGAAAAAACAGAAGAAGCAUUGCAAAAAAUUGAAAAUUAUUUACUUCGCAAUCAUGAAACCAGGAAGUUUCUGCAGGAACAGGCUUAUCGACUACAGCAAGGCAUUAUAACUAGUACCACCCAGCAGAUGAUUGACAGGAUGUGCGUCAAAGUGCAAGAUCAUCUCAAUUCGUUAAAGAACUUUGGCACCGAUGCUGUUAUAGAAGAUGUGAAACUAGCUGAAAAUAUCAUGAAGGAUGCCAAGAAUUCUAAAACCCUGUUACCCAAACUGUAUCAUCUUGGAGGAGCUUCCUGGGCUGGAGCUAAUGGCUCGUUAUCUAGUCCAAUUCAGCAAACACUGGAAUCAAUGGCAGGGGAGGUCACACGUGUUGUAGAUGAACAACUAAAGACCCUGUUAGAAUCCAUGGUUGAUGCUGCUGAUGGCCUUUGUCCUCAUGUGAUGAAAAAGGCAAACCUUCAUCAAGACCUGAUUGAGGCCAGUACAGAGAAGAUCUCAAUUCCUCGUACAUUUGUUACAAAUGUGCUCCUUGAACAGUCUGGCAUUGAUAUACUUAACAAAAUCAGUGAAGUGAAGCUGACAGUGGCCUCGUUCCUCUCAGACCGAAUUGUUGAUGAAAUUUUAGAAGCACUUUCAAGCACCCAACAUAAACUGGCUGACCAUUUAAUAGGGCGAGGGAAAUCACUUCCACAUCAGGAGUCACUGGAGAUAGAAGUAAUAGAAGACAAGCCAACUAAGCGCACUACAGUCACAUCUUAUGACCUGACAGAAUUUGAACGUCUGGAAGAAUUAGAUUCAUGCAUGACCCUCUGCUGUACCAGUAUGACUCCCAAGUCCAAGAGGAAAAGCAUCCACAGCAGAAUGCUGCGUCCUGUUUCAAGAGCUUUUGAGAUGGAGUUUGACCUGGAUAAGGCACUGGAAGAAAUCCCUAUUCAUGUAGAAGAUGUACCGUGCACUCCAACAAAACACGAAAAACGACCUCCAAGUGCUAUGCCUGAGCUUCCCUCUGAAGAGGCAAAGAAACUGGAACAUUUUACAAAGCUACGACCAAAGAGAAACAGGAAGCAGCUACCUAGCAAAGCCGCUGUAAGCACUACAGCAGCUGUUGAAGGAGAGCAGAAUGGCCUUAUGGGAAGAGUGGAUGAAGGUGUAGAUGAAUUUUUCACCAAAAAAAUAACAAGAAUGGAUACUAAGAAAUCUUUAAGAAGUUUGGAAUCUCAGGAAUGUACUGAAGGAGAAGAAAAGAAAAAAAGGGACUCAAGAAAAAGUGGUUUUCUUAAUUUGAUUAAGUCUAGAUCUUCAAAAUCUGACCGUCCACCUCCUACAGUAGUAAAUGAAGAACCUGCAUCACCUAAAAGUGCUGUCAGGAGUCCAGCUCCAGACGUAAAUAAAAAAGAACUAAAAGCAGCUGACCAUAAUGGCAGUGCAGAACAGAGUGAGGAGCUAAAGACACCAGAUUCUCUUGAAGAACAUCAUCCAGAGGAAGUUGGUAAAAGUGAUAGCAAGAGCAGCCCUCAAGGUGGACGGAGGUAUGGAGUGCAGGUGAUUGGUAGUGGACUUCUAGCAGAAAUGAAAGCUAAACAGGAAAAGAGAGCGGCCUUUGCCCACAAGGAGAAUAUAAACACAGACCAUCUAGAUGGAAGUAGUGCAGAGAAGACAAAAACAGAACCAAAGACAGAGCCUGGAGCAAGGCCGAGAACUUCGUCUAAUACAACAACUAGUCCUAAACCACCUAUCCAGGCUACAAAACCUAGUACACCCAUUCGACCCACUGUUCCUCUGAAACCUAGAUCUGCCUCUCGUACAGAAGACAUUCCUGAUUCUCCAUCUGGCCAGGGAUCCCCUAAGGCUGCUUUGGUUCCAAGCCUUUUAAAGAAGGUUUCAACUGACAAAGAAAAGGAUGGACAGAGCAGUAGUCCUCAGCACAGUGGAUUUGCUGCCUGGUCAUCAUCACAAGAAGAACAAACAAGACAAAGUAACAAACCUGAUACAGUUCAGGACUCUGAAAAGCCAGCCAGUGGAGGGAAAAUAACAUCAAGGCAGUUCUCUACCAGUGCAGCUGAGGAAGUGAGCGAGCGUGAGCGCAGGAAGUCACAGCCAAGACCUGUGCGGCCUGCUUCCAUGAGUGAGGAUUCUCCAAAACGAAGUCAAGAGUACCAGCAAUCGACACCAGAAGAACAAGACAGAAAGAAAUCCUCAAAUAAUAAAAAUGGACAGCAUGGAAAUAAGUCAAGUGAUUCUGGAGAAGAAGUGGAAAAGGAAUUUAUUUUUAUUUAAAUAAAAAUUCAGACUGUGCAGCACAAUUCUCUAACAUUUUAAUCAGGGUUCAGAAGCUGUAAAGACUUUUUUCUUGAGCCACCAGCUACUGAGUUAAAAAAAAAAAUCAGUUUUUCAUUUUUAGCUAUUCUGAUUUUUACACUGAACUUUAAUUUGACUGUAAUGAAAUAGAUCUUAAAUGCUUUUUCACUUUUUUUAAUCAUUACAAUUUCUGCCUUCACCUUUGCUAGAGCCAGUAUUUUUAUGUAAAGUACUUGAAUCUUUCUAAAGCAGCUAUAAAGAAUGCUGAUGCUAAGGCAUCUGCAAGCAAAGCAAUUUGAACUGGACACUUUCUUAAUGUUUCUACACUGUACAGCAGAUGAUGUAUGUAUUACUGAGUCCUAUGUGCACGUGAGAUAUAUAUUCCUGUAUGCAAACAAGCACUAACAGAGCACACUAAUUAUUUGAUUUGUAUAAAUUAUAUAUAUAAAUAUUAUAUAAAUAUAUAUAUAUAACAGGUGCUGCUGCUUGGGUAUUAUUUUUUAAAUUCUUUAGUAGGGAGCUUUGUUUUGCCUGUACAUAGAAUUUAGUUGUUUCUGUUGAAAGUACUGCCAUAAGCACAAGAAAGAACAGUAAUUUUUGGAAAUGCAUUUAUAAUGUUAUUGGUAGUCUUGUAUUUCAUCUCUGAAUGUAAGGGACAUUUUCAUUUUAUUGUCAUUCAUUUUUUCCUUACCAGUCCUCUCUGAUACAUUUUUGUGUUUGUGUUCUUGUCUCUCUUAAUAUUUUUGUGAACACCAUAAACAUGCAGUUGUCCUGUAGUUCAAAUCAAGUGUAUAUCUGUGCCAAUAAACUGAUUUUACAACAGAA